UGAAAUACUUGAACCUAGUGGGUGAAAGCUAAGCAGAAGGGGACCAUACUGGACCUCUUUGCUAUCAAAUCACUGUCCUAAGCACUUGGAAAGUGUGUCUGCCCCUGACAUAUCCAGCCUCUGCAGAAAAGGGACAGUUUCUCACUGGCUAUAAGAAUUACAAAAUAGAAUACAAAAUGCCUAUUUUUUCAUAGAGGAUCUGAGCAUAUGGACCUUCUACAUGAUGGAAAGCUGAACAAGGAAGAAAAUGGUUAUCUAGGACCCAUUUUUUAAACCCUAGAUAGUUCAAACUAAGCAUGCAAUUUUGUUGUGCAUGACAAUCAUCAUGUCUCUAAUGGUUUUCUCAGGGCAAGUGAAAAAUAUUCCUUCUAAGCUUGAAAAGUGCUUCCCGUAACUGUCUCCCAAAUCUGGUGUGGCACAAAAGCCACACCUAUUUCUCCAGUGUCUGUUAGAACAAACCUUUCUUCCUGUAUGUAAUUGCCUCAUCUUAAUAAUGUCCACCCCAUGAGGUCAUUUUGCAGAAACUUCAUUGGUGCUAGACAUGCAUGGUCAGUUUGCUCAAGGGCUGUUAUCACAAAUUCCCUCUCUAUAUAAGUUCUCCGAGAAGAUGAGCUUUGUACAGGCUGUCUCCUUAGUGGAAGUCUCAUAAUUGUGCAAGCAUGAGCACCAUCUUGGCAUGCCUUCUUGCUCUUGCCGUCGUCAUGCCACUGUCUGAUGCUUCUUGCGCCCUUAUGCCAUUCAAGCCAGGGAUGUCUAAUGGUGUGGUUGUAGGUUGCCUUGACGAGGAAGGAAAGGUCCAUGAAUUUCAUUCCAGCUGGAGGACUGAUGACUGCAAUGAUUGUUCCUGUUACAGGACUGGAAUUAGCUGCUGCACUAGCUAUAUGACGCCAGUCAACUAUGACAAAGAGAAAUGUGAAAGCAUUUUCAACAAGGAGACUUGCUCUUAUAAAGUAGUGGAGAAAGAUGAUCACUCAAAAGAAUGCCCAGUCCAUUCAUGGGUGGGGUAAGAGAAGAAUGGUGGAUUGAGGGGAUAUUUCCUUUUAUUGUUUUAAUGGUUCUUUCUCACAAAUUCAGAAACACUUAAAAUGCAGCUGUUGAGUGAAAUCUACUCAUAUAAUGAAACUGAGUAUCUGCUCUCAAAAAACUUCUUUGGUUUCACUGCCUUAUGCUUCACCAUGAAGAAAGAACUGACCUUUUCCUUCCUUGAGCUCAGACAUUAAAGGUGACUUUUUAAAGCAUCCUCAGUAGCUGCUAAUCUGUAUUCUCUGGUCAUGUUUCAGUGCCAAGGAGCAUAUUCUGUAAUCUGUGCACAGUUGUAUCUUAAAGCUUAAAUAAAGUCAAAUGAAGCAUCAGAAA
Messenger RNA from Corvus hawaiiensis (hawaiian crow), 1356 nucleotides. It is a transcript of the gene MSMB, whose product is annotated as microseminoprotein beta. The record is from RefSeq and is a predicted model, not a curated record. The coding region runs from base 660 to 1007 and encodes 115 amino acids. The transcript has 4 exons. NCBI's taxonomy places the organism in Eukaryota, Metazoa, Chordata, Aves, Passeriformes, Corvidae.